Messenger RNA from Trichechus manatus latirostris (Florida manatee), 6265 nucleotides. It is a transcript of the gene CELF2, whose product is annotated as CUGBP Elav-like family member 2. NCBI's taxonomy places the organism in Eukaryota, Metazoa, Chordata, Mammalia, Sirenia, Trichechidae. The coding region runs from base 202 to 1767 and encodes 521 amino acids. The transcript is spliced from 13 exons. Gene Ontology annotation, cellular component: cytoplasm; nucleus; ribonucleoprotein complex. Gene Ontology annotation, biological process: regulation of alternative mRNA splicing, via spliceosome; mRNA splice site recognition. Gene Ontology annotation, molecular function: mRNA 3'-UTR binding. The record is from RefSeq and is a predicted model, not a curated record.
GACAGUUGCCUCAGCACUGGAUUUCGGAGGGGAUUGGAGGAAAGCGCGAGGAGAGAGAAUGUGACAACUGCCGGCUCGGGCGGCCGCCGAGGGGAGGCCGCGCGCACCUGUCCCUGCCUGUCUCGCGCCAGCCCUCAGCGGACUCGGCCGCGCGCAGAGCCGCUCCCAUUCGCCCGAGCGCAGCCGCGUGCGCCCUAGAACAUGACUUCUUCCUUCAAGCUGGAUUUCCUCCCGGAGAUGAUGGUCGAGAGCCGCUUGCUAGUGUCCGACAGAAUUAACGGCACAGCCAACAAGAUGAACGGAGCUUUGGAUCACUCAGACCAACCAGACCCAGAUGCCAUUAAGAUGUUUGUCGGACAGAUCCCCAGGUCGUGGUCGGAAAAGGAGCUGAAAGAACUUUUUGAGCCUUAUGGAGCUGUCUACCAGAUCAACGUCCUCCGGGACCGGAGUCAGAACCCUCCCCAGAGUAAAGGUUGUUGUUUCGUAACAUUUUAUACAAGAAAAGCUGCACUUGAGGCCCAGAAUGCGCUGCACAAUAUUAAAACUUUACCUGGGAUGCAUCAUCCCAUUCAGAUGAAACCGGCAGACAGUGAAAAGUCAAACGCUGUGGAAGACAGAAAAUUGUUCAUAGGAAUGGUUUCGAAGAAAUGUAAUGAGAAUGAUAUCAGGGUGAUGUUUUCUCCAUUUGGCCAGAUAGAAGAAUGCCGGAUUCUCCGGGGACCCGAUGGGCUGAGUCGAGGCUGUGCGUUUGUCACAUUUUCUACAAGGGCAAUGGCACAGAAUGCAAUCAAAGCCAUGCAUCAGUCUCAGACCAUGGAGGGCUGCUCUUCACCUAUCGUGGUGAAGUUUGCCGAUACUCAGAAGGACAAAGAGCAAAGACGCCUCCAACAGCAGCUUGCACAACAGAUGCAACAGCUCAACACUGCCACCUGGGGGAACCUGACAGGUCUGGGCGGACUUACCCCACAGUACCUGGCGCUACUGCAGCAGGCCACCUCCUCGAGCAACCUGGGUGCGUUCAGUGGCAUUCAGCAAAUGGCUGGCAUGAAUGCUUUACAGUUACAGAAUCUGGCCACACUGGCUGCCGCUGCAGCCGCGGCCCAGACCUCAGCCACCACCACCAACGCAAAUCCUCUCUCUACAACGAGCAGUGCCCUGGGAGCCCUCACAAGCCCUGUGGCUGCUUCAACCCCCAAUUCCACUGCUGGUGCAGCCAUGAAUUCCUUGACCUCUCUUGGGACUCUGCAAGGAUUGGCUGGAGCCACUGUCGGAUUGAAUAAUAUUAAUGCACUAGCAGUUGCUCAAAUGCUCUCAGGUAUGGCGGCUCUGAAUGGAGGACUUGGCGCCACGGGCUUGACGAAUGGCACGGCUGGCACCAUGGACGCCCUUACCCAGGCCUACUCAGGAAUUCAGCAGUACGCAGCCGCAGCACUGCCCACUCUGUACAGCCAGAGCUUGCUGCAGCAGCAGAGCGCUGCAGGCAGCCAGAAAGAAGGUCCAGAGGGGGCAAACCUCUUUAUUUACCACCUUCCACAGGAGUUUGGAGACCAGGACAUUCUGCAGAUGUUCAUGCCUUUUGGAAAUGUUAUCUCUGCUAAAGUCUUCAUUGACAAACAGACCAAUCUGAGCAAGUGCUUUGGUUUUGUUAGCUACGACAAUCCUGUCUCUGCACAAGCUGCUAUCCAGGCUAUGAAUGGCUUUCAGAUCGGCAUGAAACGCUUGAAGGUCCAGCUGAAGCGCUCCAAAAACGACAGCAAACCUUACUGAUCUUAAUCCCAGAGGCUCCCUGCUCUUGUUUUAGCUUUCUUAGGGUAAGUCCCACGAGCCAGCCUGUUUUCCACAGGGAAGGCAGAGGAGGACCACAUUGCCAACUUUUACCAAGAGAGACGGUUAUUUUUACAUUAAGGCCUCCAUCCCCCUACCCAUUCCUCCCACCCAGUUCGCCAUAAUUAAAACUUGGGCUCCCUUGUUUUUAUCAAGUAAAUUCCUUCUCCAGUUGUGCCACUGUAUUCUCCUCUGUUUUGCGAUUUGAAUCUCCUUUUACUUUUUUUUUUUUUUAAUAUUUGUUUUGUUUUGUAUUUUGCUUUUUUUAAAGAAAAAUACACAUAGACAAAUAAAUGACAUCUUAAGAAUUUAAAAGGCAAACGAACGCUAAUGUGCAAUUUUAACUCUGAAACCACUGAUGCCCUGAAUGCACUGCCUGGAGAAUCCACCCCUCCUUGUCUGGGCCGCCCACACCAUGAGGAGGGCACCAGCUGUUUAGAGGUUAAUGUGGUGGCCUAGGGUGAGAGAAAAGCCAGGAGAAGCACUUACUCAAAACAAACAAAACGUCUUUCCACUACAUUGGUUUGUUUUAAGAAGUAGGAUUUUAUUUUAGGGUUCAAAGAAACAUGACAUUUAUUGGUCAGAUUAAUACACUGGUUGUCUAUUUUGUUGUUUUAGUUUUUAGAAAGGAUUAAUGUAAAAAAAAAAAAAGAUUUAGAGAUCUGUUUCUUAAAGCUACAGGGUUUAAAAAUAAAAUAAAAAUGAGUGAAAAUACUUGAUGUUUCUUGAAAGAUAAAUUUAAUAAUAAUAAAGAAUACAUAAAUAAUACAUAAAUAAAAAAGAAAGCCACAGGCCUGUAAAUUUUAUUUGUAAAAAAAGCAUUUCUAUUUUUAUACAAAAUUUUUACUGCCUCAGAAAUAAUGGAAGUUAUUUAUUGCCUAUUGUUAACUUAUUGGAUACCUAAAGAGCAGUUCUCUGUGCUAGCUAGAUCCUUUUGAAGUAGUCUCUAGAGGAAUUGUUCUAGGAAUGGGCUUUUUUUCACCGUUGAACCCUAGACCUAAAGUUCAUGCUUUCUCCUCUUGUUGUUUGUAUCUGUCUGAUUAUUUUGUUUGUAACUUCCAUUAUCUAGUUUAAAGUUCGGUUGUCUGACUUUCCCCAUAUGUUACAUUUGUUGAAACUGGAUCCUCUCCCUGUCCCUUGCCAGUCCCUCACCCCAAAACACCCUGAAUCCAUCCCCUCUCACUCUCUCUGGAUGGAUUCCCUUGGGGUUUCAUUGUGCUGUGGAUAAAGACUGUAAGAAAUGCAAAUUACGUGAAUGGCUCGUAGACUCCCUAAUGACCUAAGAUUUGCAUUAAUUAGUUUUUCUUCUGCACCCUUAAAAGUGAUUUUGUUGCUGCUGCAUAGAUUCUGUGUAACUUUUUACUCUUCCUUGUUUUUUCCCUAGACAUCUUCAUGCCUGUUAGUUCAUCGUUUGCCUAGCAUGUCCCUGUGGCGUCUCAAAAAAAGUUUCAUCGUCCCGUCAUUGUUUCUGAUGUCUUUCUGACCUCACAUCAUAUUUGGUUCUCCUACUGACCUUUGAUCUAGUUUGACCUUUGAAAUUUGCAUGUGACCUCAUCUAGCUAUGAAUUCUGGGAAGUCAAUGUGAAAAACAUUGCUGCAUUCAUGCAAGACUGAAAUUUAUUAUUAGACAAAUUAAUUAUAGGAACAAAACCUGUGGCAAAAAUGUUUCGUUCUUUUUUUUUUCUUUCUUUCUUUUUUCUUUUCAUAAAACAGACUUGAAAGUAUUAUACAGGGAUUGGCAUUCUUCCCGGUCACUGGUAACAAUAGCAAUAUGUGUCCAGGGACACAGAAUGUUGGUUUCUAACAGACUACUUCCAAAAACAGUUUGAGAAAAAAAAAAAAACUGUCUGAUUUUAAGUCUCUAGAGGUCUGUAAUAGUUUUUACAUUUUUCAGGCAGUGUAAAGUUUUUUGAUAAGGCCAUUUUAGGUGGCUCACUUUCUCAUUAAGAUAUAUAUAUAGAACCACUUUUUGUAGAUUAGCAUAAGAAAAUAUUUACCCUGUUUUGGGGCAAAUGCUACCUAUUUGUGUCACCUUUUGCUGAACUGACUCACAGUUAGACAAUCCAUGGUUUAAUGCACAUGAAAUUACCUAUAUUUUAUACUGUUCCGAUGUACAGGAGAAGGGUCACUGUAAACCGCGUGACGUUGGUGCUUCUGUGAACUGAGUUGUGGUUUCAUUGUGAGUCUUACGGUCUUAAUGUUCUUUGUUGAUGAGACAAGUUUAGAAUUGGUUUACUUAAAACAGAAAAGAACUUCAAAAACAAAAUAAAAACUUGUUUGCUUAAAAAAAAUUUCAUGUGAGGAAAAAAAAAAAACCUAUUCCAGAAUAAGUUUUGUGUUGGCUUGUGAAGCAUUGAUGUCUUUUUCUUCUUUUUUUAAAUUGUGGACUAUUUAGAUGUGUUUGUGUUCAGCAAAAUGUGAUCUUUUUUUUUUUUUUUUUUUCUUUUAAAGAAAAAAAAAAAGUGAAAAUAUAUAGUGCCAAAUUCCAAAGGUACUUCCUUCCUAGAGCUUCAGUGUGUUUCUUGUGAGAAGUAAUUUGAUAACAUGGGUAUUUUAUUAUGUGUUUUGUAUAAAUCCCUAAUAUUUAAAAAAAAAAAAAAAAAAAGAGGUUAAAAAGUUUGUUAACUUGCUACCCUGUGGUCUUGUUGCCUGAAAUUGUUAUUGUUUGUUAUUUCUCUAUGAUGUUUUUUGUAAGACAUUGUAUAAGUGCCCAUGUCUCACUUUUUUAACCCCUCUGCACAUCAAUGCUGUGAAGGCAACCUCACAAUGUAUUUUCUUUAUAAUAUAUGGAAACCUCUAAGGUGAGAAAGUUUUGAACUUUUAACCCUUUCUACCCAGAGCUGUCUAGAAUGUUGAUAACUUUUUAUACAGUCACCAUUUUAGUUUGUUUAUAUCUUCUCCUCCUCUUUGGGAUGUUUUUGUUUUCACUACUUUUUUGCCCUGCUACUUGGUUGAUAUCCAAAAGAAAAAAACUCCACAGGAUAAAUCUGAAGGGAAAAAAAUAUAGUUCAACACACUCCAAUUAUUUCCGUACCCUAUUUUUCUUUUUCCUUUUUUUUUUUUUUUACAUUUGAUUAUUUUGGAUUUUUUUUUUUUUUUUUAAUGUGCUGCUGGAAUGCCUUCUUCAGUUUUAAUUAAAAACAGUUUAUUGGGUAAGCCCUCUAAGGGGAAUGACAGGUAGAUUCAGCACCUAAAUAAUCCUUAAAAAUUCUGUUUGCUUUUGGGAUUAGUUACCUGUUGUAGUUUAGAAUAUUUUCAUAUACCUUGCAAUUAAACCACUUUGUGGUGGGGUGGUCUUUUGAGGGAUUUCACUUGUUUCUUAAGUACUCCUAAAUAAUGUUUCUAAUCAGACAUUGUGCUGGGAAUUCUCUGACCCCAGUGGAUAUUUCUGAUAAGCAAGGUAUCUGAAGGUAUUAGCCAGUAGUCUUUUUUCCUGCCUUUUUUUUCCUAUUUUUGAUUGAACGCAUUUAAAGGAGACUGACCAUAUAAGUAAAACUCAGUUCUUCAUCCCAGUUACUGAACAAAUACCUAGCACCAGUUCCUGUUGCCACUUUUUAAAGUGCCAUAUUACAUUGACUUUGACUUUACAUGAGUAGAUAUCUUGUGGUUUUCGACAAACCCUAGAACCCCAACACAAACUCAAGCCUUCCUGAAAGCAGGCCACUCUGGAAGCUUCUUUGUCUCUAACACAGUUCAGAAACGGAUGGCUUCCCUCUCCCUUCUCCACCUCACCACCCUGUUUAGUUUAAUAUGUGUGUGUGGAUGUGAUAGCCCUGGGAUGGAAAGGACUAGCCUCUAAUGAUGCAAAAAACAAAAACAAAAAGUUUCCUUCUUAUAGCACAUGCACUUAUAAUGAAAUGAUUUGUAUUAUCCUCACACGUGUUUACUACUCCUGGGGCCUUCCUUCAUCCUUGAGGGCUAUUUUGUACUUCCUGCAGCCAUCAGCUUAACAACAAAAGUUACCACACACGUCUCUCUCAUAUAUAUGGUGGUGUGUAGAUACGUACAUAGAAACACAAGAGAAUACCAUUGAAUUUCUUAGAUUUUCAUUCAGAAUAUCUUCAUUUAUUAUGUAAAUCUCCAAAAACAAAAUUUUUUUUCCCCAAUUUCUUCACUAAAGCAAAUUACCCCCUCUCCUGCCCUCUUGCUCUCACCCACCUGCAUCACCCCCAGAGGAAACUGCAUGCAGUUAAUAGGAGGCUCAGGGUAGGCACUUUGAGUUGAGUGUUGCUUAUUCUGCAGGCAGCCGAGACCGUACAUUUAGGGGGAAAGUCCAUUCCUUUUUUGCCUGUUUCACUGUCAAAAAGAUAACUCUCCUAAGAGAAAAGUUGUCCUUUUAUUUGCUUUAUCUUUUCAUAUUAAAAGGAAAAAGCUGCAAGGGUGCAAAGGGCCUGUGCCAGAAGAAAAAACACAGGGAAAUUGCUUUUUUUUUUUUUUUUUU